AUGAAAGUCAUUCUCACAGGUUGCACAGGCUUCAUUGGCAACGAAGUCCUCAAUCAAUGCCUGCAGAACCCCUCCAUCACCGCCGUGGUGGUGCUCUCGCGCCGGGCGCUUGAUAUCCGCGAGUCCGACCACCCCAAGCUAACCGUGCGCAUCAUCGACAACUUCCUGAGUUAUCCCGAGCCGCUGCUGCAGGAUCUCGAUGGAGCACAGGCCUGCAUCUGGACCCUCGGGAAAGCGGUGAUGACGGACAUGGACCUGGCCCGGGAGAUCCAUGUGGACUAUCCGCUCGCCGCAGCCAAGGCAUUCGACACGGCAUUCGGCGCGAAAAUGCCGGCCGGCAAGAAAUUCCGGUUCAUCUUCUGCAGCGGAGUACUUGCGGAGCGAGACCAAAAUAAAUCGCUCUGGAUGGCGGGCGAGUAUCGGCGCAUAAGGGGCAUGGCUGAGAAUGAGCUGGUCGCCUAUGCGAAGGAGCAUAGCGGGACCUUUGAGGCGUACAUCGUUCGACCGGGCAUGGUCGUGUCGUCGGAUGCAUAUCUCAAAUACAUGGUCUUUGGUCUGUUCUCUGCGAUCAAGGUCGAUGCACUGGGUAGCGUGAUGAUCGAGACUGCACUGAACGGCAGGGAGAAGCAGAUUUUCGAGAAUUCCGAUAUGAUCAAAUAA
This is a messenger RNA of Aspergillus terreus NIH2624, 660 nucleotides long. RefSeq lists its product as uncharacterized. The record is from RefSeq and is a predicted model, not a curated record. The transcript is spliced from 3 exons. NCBI's taxonomy places the organism in Eukaryota, Fungi, Ascomycota, Eurotiomycetes, Eurotiales, Aspergillaceae. The coding region runs from base 1 to 660 and encodes 219 amino acids.